GUAUGGGGACAGAAGAGAAUGUUAUACGAUUUGUUAUUGGAAUCUUUGUUUCUCUAGGUGCUUCAUUUAUGGAUGCACUUGGUCUAAAUAUUUUGAAACUAGAUCAUGUAAAAGAAUCCAAAAAGGACCACCAACGAGGUGAUUGUGGAAGACCUUUAUGGCAUUUAGGUCUUUAUACAUACAUUGCCAGUCAAUUAAUUGGUAGCACAAUCGCAUUAAAUUAUUUAAAAACUCAAUGGGUUGCACCGCUUGGAAGUGUGGCCUUAAUAUUCAACUUUAUCUUUGCAAAAUUACUCGUCAAUACCAAAAUCACUCGAAAGGACGUUCUCGGUACUUGCGUCGUUGUUGCAUCUGUAAUAUGGAUUGUUGUAUUUGGAGGCAUGUACAAUGGUGAUGACCCCGAAGAAUCCAUCUCUCUGGAAAGUCUCAAAGUCAAGUUUGUCAGACCCAUCUUUAUCAUUUACUUUAGUGCUCUCAAUAUCAUUGCCUUUGGUGGUUUAACUAUCUCUAUUUGGUCCAACUGGGCCAUCUCAGAUGAAUCCAGGAAGCGCAAGAGUCAAGUAUUUGCUACCAUGAACCAAAAGAAAAUGAAGCAUAUCGUUGGCUUGAUGUUUAGUAUCGAAGGUGGUCUCUUGGCCAGUGAAACCUUACUCUUGGCCAAAAGUGGUGUCAAACUAUUUACCUUGUCCAUGCAAUCUCAGGUAAAUCAGUUUAACGAUAAUGUCAGCAGGUUCAUCCUCUUGGCUUUACUCGUCACUGCUGUUCUUCAAGUCUAUUGCUUAAAUACAGCCCUUAAACUCUACUCUUCCGUAGUGGUAGUCCCUGUAUUUUAUGGUAGUUAUACUGCAGUGGGUCUUGUGAAUACCAUCAUCUACCUGGACGAGAUUGGAAACUAUCCUCCAUGGGCUAUUAUUCUAGUCUUUGUUGGAAUAGGAGUAUUAAUUUACGGUGUAUUCUUGCUCAGUUCUAAACCGGAUCCAGCCCAUCAUCAUCAUGGUCAUGGAGAAGAAGCACCGGUUGUGCAAGAGUUGGACGAUAUGGGUGAAUCAGCUGCUGCGAUGGAACAAUGGUUGUCUGCCAAAGAUGAAAAGGAAGCUGUACACAAGAUGAUUGGUGAAAGUAGCUCUGCUCAUAGUCUUAAGGAACCCACGACGAAGACUGAACGAGGAAGAGUGAGUAAAUUCUUUCGAAAAUUGAAACUGUUGGGAACAAUGCAUCAUCCCGUUCCACGAAGAGAGAUGGAUACUUUUAUUAGUUUAAAUAGUAAUACAACCACGAUUAUACCACUUGCUAUUUCCUCCAACUCUUCCUCUUCUUCUUCCGUCCAUCAUAUAAAAUAAUGUUUAUAUAUAUAUAUAUAUAUAU
This is a messenger RNA of Mucor mucedo, 1365 nucleotides long. RefSeq lists its product as uncharacterized. NCBI's taxonomy places the organism in Eukaryota, Fungi, Mucoromycota, Mucoromycetes, Mucorales, Mucoraceae. Gene Ontology annotation, biological process: magnesium ion transport. The transcript is spliced from 6 exons. The annotation marks the transcript as partial. Gene Ontology annotation, cellular component: membrane. Gene Ontology annotation, molecular function: magnesium ion transmembrane transporter activity. The record is from RefSeq and is a predicted model, not a curated record.